GGAUUAAGUUGCUACUCUAAACAAGAUGGCGGAAUACGAAGCAUUUAGAGGUGAAUCUGUUGUUGAUGAUAGAGUGCCAUGCUCAAUAUGUAGCAGGAAGUUUAUGCCAGAAUCACUAGGCAAACAUGAACCUAUCUGUGCCAAAUCAAAUGCCAAGAAGAGGAAGGUGUUUGACUCAGCUAAACAUAGGGCUGCUGGAACUGAUAUAAAAUUAGCAAAAGACAGACCAAAACCUGGAGCCAUACAGCCAGCUGCAGCGCCCAAGUCUAAUUGGCGUGAAGAACACGAGGACUUCAUCAGAAACAUCAGGGCUGCCAGGGGAGCCCAACAUGCCAUGAAAACAGGGGCUCCCUUACCACCCCCUCCCCCAGCUAAAGUACCCAAAGAUUAUGUACAUUGUGACUACUGUGAUCGAAACUUUAAUGCCACAGCUGCCGAACGACAUAUUCCAUUCUGCCGGGAGAAGUCAGGUAGAGUUCUUAAGAAUAUGCCAACUGCAGAUGCUAAAGCCAGAAGGGAAGCAACCCUAAAGUAUAAAGCACCCAGGUUGAAGCCAAAAACUAUGAGCCCCUCUGGAGGUAUGAGUGGUCCAGGAGGGGGUUAUGGAGACCCAGGGUCUACUAUGCCAGCUAGAUCUGCACCCCGGGGGCCCUCAGCUAGCUCUAAGUAUGGUGGCACAAUUCCUAGCAAGAGCGCAACACCAGGUGGGCGUGGCCCAACUACAGGGGGCCCUAGGCGGGUGACAGCAGCCCUAUCUAGUAGUUCUAGUGGGCAGAGUUCACCUGCAGGGUAUGAUCCCUAUGGAAAGGAGCCAGAGAGGUCAUAUACCACAAAUGCAGCAAGAACAAGGGCCAUGCAAUCCAGCAACAAAUACCAGGCAAGUAAUUAUGAGGAUGAUCCAGAUCCUGGUUACAGCAGUGGAAAAGCAUUGAGGACGGGCCGCAACCAGCAGACCCUAUCAGCAGGCAAGAACCUCCAUAGAGGCAAGCAAACACCCAACAGUCUCGAAAUUCAUGGGUCUGGAGGCUCGCGUGCGGGAUCCUCAAGCUACAGGGGACAAGUUGAAUCCCCAAUAAGAACAUCAUUGAGCCCGAUGUAUUCGCCAGAGAACACUCCUUCACCGCCAGCAGUUGGCAGACCCCAUUCAGCGAAACAUCGCGGUAGAAUAAUACACGAGCCCCAUGUACAAACUGAAGAACAUUUACCGUCUAUGGGUCGAGUAGGCAGUGCUGCUAAAUUCUGUCAUGAAUGUGGAACUAAGUUUCCAGUACCAACAGCUAAGUUCUGCUGUGAGUGUGGCGUGAAGAGGGUGAAGAUUUCCCAAUAGAGAAUUAUAUUGAACAAAACCCAUUUUUCAAGUACCAUAUUUGCUGAAUUUAGUGCCCUGUUCUGUCAUAAACACUGAUGCCUCAUCGUUCAAAGGUUUUGUGAGACCUCUUCUAUCACAGGAAGGUCAGGAAUUUUUGAAGACUUGAAAUGCAUACUCCCUACCCACAUGGAGGGGUCUCACGCAAUUUUUUAAAUGGAAAAUAUUAGUAUCAUACCAUUUCCACCCUCUGUAGGUUUAAUUAGGUGUGGGCACUAAUGCCUGGCACUAAUUUACCAAAUAUGGUAUAUAGUAUAUCUAUAACAUACCUUACACAUGACAUUGAAUAGGACACACAUAUUACGCAGGUUUUAAGGGCUUGUGACAUCCGGGUGUGCCUGGGUGGGAGAUCAUAUUUCAAUUAAUACAAUAUUGACCUUGACAUUUUAAAGAAAGUACAGGGUGACACAAAAAUGCCACCCUCCAAUUUUGGAAUAACUCUCUCAAUAACUAUCUACAAGUGCA
Molecule: messenger RNA, 1831 nt
Organism: Owenia fusiformis
Lineage: Eukaryota; Metazoa; Annelida; Polychaeta; Sabellida; Oweniidae
Source: the annotation of a GenBank genome assembly